UUUACUUGAUCACAACAGAAGUAUUCCUAAUCCUGUCUUUUACUCCUUUGUGUUAGUCUGUUUGUCAAUUAGGUUUCAGUUUGAUCCUACAUUGUCCCGGAUCCUUUCUUCUUAGCUGGGUUAUACUAAUCUUGAGGAGCUUUAUUGUUUAGAUUCUGUCUUGCUGGAGAAUAACGUCAUGAUUUAACAAACCCAGUUGCUCUUAGGGUUUGUUUGCUGCCUUGUUUCUCAAGAAAAAUUAAAAAGGUUCCUUGAGAACCCAUUUCAAUGUUGCAAUUUGCGAGAUACACAUUCCACCAUUUUCAUCAAAAAUACUGUUUCAGUGCUAGUUUGGGUUGUUCUCAAACACCCGCUUCUUUCGGAACUUUCCACAUACACUUGGUGUGCGCUUUUGGUUUGGCUCUGUUGCGCACCUGAAUUUGUGGUGAGAGAUGGGUUGUAUUCAUGGCAAGUGUUGUAGCAGAUACCCUUCGUCUUCAGAUGAGGAGAGCAGGGAAGAAUUGGGUCCUUACGCUCAAACACAUAUUCUUACUAACAGGUCUUUAGAUGUUGCUUAUGUGCCUUGUGAAAAUUUCAAAUUAGAGUACUCUGUGCUUACACAGCGCGGUUUUUACCCUGACUUUCCGGAAAAGGAGAAUCAAGAUAGUUAUUGUAUCAAAAGAGAGCUUCAGGGUAAUCCAAAUAUUCAUUUCUUUGGUGUGUUUGAUGGGCACGGGCAGUUUGGUACAGAGUGUUCGGGUUUUGUUAAGGAUAGGCUUGUAGAGAUAUUGUCAAAUGAUCUUCAGUUGGUGGAAAAUCCUGUGAGGGCUUACAUCUCUGCAUUUUCAACAGCUAACGAGGAACUUCACUCGAGUAAUAUAGACGAUUCCAUGAGUGGGACAACAGCAAUUACAGCUCUAGUUAUUGGUGACAUGUUGUACGUUGCAAAUGUGGGUGAUUCGAGGGGGGUGCUAGCUGUUAAAGAAGGGAAUGCUGUUAUUGCUAAAGAUUUGUCUUCUGACCAAACCCCUUUCAGGACAGAUGAGUGUGAAAGGGUGAAGCUUUGUGGGGCUAGUGUUCUGACUGUUGAUCAAGUGGAGGGCAAUAAGGAUCCAAGUAUUCAGGCAUGGGGCGAUGAGGAGACAGGAGGUGAUGAUCCGCCUAGGCUGUGGGUUCCAAAUGAGAAGUAUCCUGGGACCGCAUUUACACGGAGUGUAGGGGAUAGUGUAGCUGAGAAUAUUGGUGUAGUUGCUGAUCCAGAGGUAUUAACAGUACAGUUAACUGCAAAUUACCCCUUCUUUGUGCUUGCAAGUGAUGGGGUCUUUGAGUUCAUCUCCAGCCAAACUGUGGUGGACAUGGUGAGUAAAUAUGAGGAUCCUCGAGAUGCAUGCUCAGCCAUUGCUGGAGAAGCAUACAAACUUUGGCUAGAGCAUGACAACCGAACUGAUGAUAUAACAAUCAUUAUUGUACACAUAAAAAACUUGUCAGUGCAUGAACUAUCAGAUUCGUAGUGCAACUACUCUAUUCUUCUUCUGCCACUGAAUUCUAUGAUUCUAUUUGUAUUAAUAUCUGGAAGUAGUGAUGAUUGUGUUGGUUGCUAUUUCAAUUCGAAUGGACUUUCAGUUGGAUA
Messenger RNA from Ipomoea triloba (trilobed morning glory), 1609 nucleotides. Its product is annotated as probable protein phosphatase 2C 35. Gene Ontology annotation, cellular component: cytosol; nucleus. Bases 432 to 1490 code for a protein of 352 amino acids. Gene Ontology annotation, molecular function: cation binding; protein serine/threonine phosphatase activity. The record is from RefSeq and is a predicted model, not a curated record. Lineage: Eukaryota; Viridiplantae; Streptophyta; Magnoliopsida; Solanales; Convolvulaceae. The transcript has 2 exons. Gene Ontology annotation, biological process: protein dephosphorylation.